Molecule: messenger RNA, 1955 nt
Organism: Fundulus heteroclitus (mummichog)
Lineage: Eukaryota; Metazoa; Chordata; Actinopteri; Cyprinodontiformes; Fundulidae
Product: liver-expressed antimicrobial peptide 2
Exons: 3
Coding region: 205-525 (106 amino acids)
Biological process (GO): antimicrobial humoral immune response mediated by antimicrobial peptide; defense response to bacterium
Source: RefSeq, a predicted model, not a curated record
AUCCACAAGAGUUUGCUGAGUCAGGCAGAUUUGGGUUAUACCUUCAACAAGGCUGCAGCUAGAAAACUUCCCUUCCAGAGCUGGUCCAGUUCUCCUUGCUGAGUUCUCAGUGUUGGAGACCAGGGGAAUCCAACUGGUCCGGGCCGAGUUCUUAGCUCAUUCAGAGAUAAAGAACACCUUUUCACUUUCAAGUCCACUGACAGGAUGGAACCGAAAAGCUUCUUCGCUCACAGAAAAGCGUUGGUGGUGAUGUGCAUUGCAGUAAUACUGCUGGCUCAGGAGGCACAAGCGGGUCCAUUGGUACCGCGGGUCCAGUCCAGCUCUGACCAGGUCCGAGAUUUGAGAGGAGAACCCGUGGAGCACAUGCUGAAGAGAGUUGCGCGGAUGACCCCACUGUGGAGGAUCAUGAGCAGCAAACCGUCUGGAGCUUUCUGCCAAAACAACUUUGAAUGCGCUACUGGACUCUGCAGGGAGGGACGCUGCUCCACAAGCCAACGACCCUCGCUGGAGCCUGUGAAAUAUUAGAUCCUCCAGGACACAGCCAUCAGUGUAAAAUCACCAUCUGGAUGCAUUCUGAAAACUACGACACAAACUUUAUUUUUUAUCUAUAUAAUCUGAAUAUGUAUUUAUAACUAUUAAUGGGAUAUGUGCACAGCGACAUGCUUUUAUCACCAAUUUAACUACGACAAUAUGGGUAAAAACAGCUAUAGAUAUGUAAUUUUGUAUAAACUAUGGACCGUAACCAAAAUGACUUUGGUGCUAUGAUCUAAAAGCGUUAAGCCCUGACCCAAUAGAGGAAAAUUUUAACUUUUUUUUUUUUCAGACGUUCAGUUACUUUUGGCCUUGAACUUUAUUCUACAAAUGAUAUGAUGAAGUCAUACAGUACACAGCCUGCCUGAUACCAUGGGGUAUAUUGACUGUUCAGUUUUAUUCUUAUGAUAUGGCAAUGAUAUUCCCUUUGAAAAAUAACAGAUACGACUUUCUCACAUGAGCGACAAAUCUCACAAUUUCUACAUCCUUUGGACAGAAUUGGACAAAGUAGUAUUUUUCUGUAGAAUUCUUUCUCUGCUGCUUUAUUCUAAUGAAUGUUGGAGCAGGGACCAAUCUAAGGCACAGAGAAGACUUUGCACUAUCUACGGGCUCCUGUUUGACCCUUGCUCUGUUCCACAUCUUGUCAAAAGUACACAUGCUCUCCUUUUAUCAAGCGAAAUUCAAAGAAGAUAACCUACAUACAGUGACGCGAUUGACAGGCCGUAGAGACCCUCAGCUGAGCUGCUUUCAACAAAAAGUUACAGAUUUUUCUUUAAAAUAGUUAUCGAUCAUUAUUUAUACUCGAGAAGCAGACGUGUUUUGCACAGUUGCCAAAAGAAGACUGAGAGAGUAAGAGAGCGGAGGGCCAAAGGAGCAAAGGUUACAAGCAGAUCUGUUUCCUGAACACUUUUCAAAGACUCAUUUCAAAGGUUUAAAAUGAAAACUGUGUUACGAACAUGUCACCCGGAGCAACGGGUGACUCCACUAAAUCAUUUUGUUUACAGUGUGAAAUCUCAGACAUAUUUAUUUGCUUUCUUUGUCUAAAUGCCACGAAUGUUCCUGUGUUUGUUUAGCUCUCGUUUUUUUGGUUUGCUCUAGAAUAAUUUGUCACCCCCGAAUCGGUUUUGGAGCGCUCAACCAGGGAACAGAUUCCUGACCACGAGCUGCACGGCCCUAAUGUUUGCACAUCUAUCCCCUCCUGACAUGGCAAAGGGUUUAGAGUCCUUUUUUUUUUUCUUUCUUUUUUUUUAAACACGCCUGCAGAGUUUACUUCAUGCACACGACAGGCAGUGUCUCAUGUUUUGUUCAGAGAGAGAAUUUAGCUGGACUGCACUUUUAAAUCCAAAUAUCUUUGUACUGUACGGUGUGACAAACAUGUAAAACGGUUGGAGAAAAAGUCAAAUAAAAGCUUUAAAAACAAAGGA